This is a messenger RNA of Chaetura pelagica (chimney swift), 1939 nucleotides long. RefSeq names its product glutamate decarboxylase 1 (brain, 67kDa) (gene GAD1). Gene Ontology annotation, cellular component: presynaptic active zone; cytoplasm. The coding region runs from base 26 to 1717 and encodes 563 amino acids. The record is from RefSeq and is a predicted model, not a curated record. Gene Ontology annotation, molecular function: pyridoxal phosphate binding; glutamate decarboxylase activity. Gene Ontology annotation, biological process: GABA biosynthetic process. The transcript has 14 exons. Lineage: Eukaryota; Metazoa; Chordata; Aves; Apodiformes; Apodidae.
AGAGCUGCUUUAGAUAUUUCUAAACAUGUUGGGAAGCGGGAAAGCUCUGACCUGUGCACCUUGCAACAACAAUGUAGGGUUCCUGCAAAGGACCAACAGCCUGGAAGACAAAAGCCGGAUUGUCAGCUCCCUGAAAGAAAGGCAAUCCUCCAAGAGCCUGCUGGCGUGCGAGAACAGCGAGAAGGAAUCCAGGUUCCGGCGCACCGAGACAGACUUCUCCAAUUUGUAUGCCAGAGAUUUGCUGCCGGCCAAGAAUGGAGAGGAACAGACCAUGCAGUUCCUACUGGAGGUCGUGGACAUCCUCCUCAAUUACGUGAGGAAAACGUUUGACAGAUCCACCAAAGUGCUGGACUUCCACCACACACACCAGCUCCUGGAGGGCAUGGAGGGCUUCAACCUGGAGCUCUCGGACAACCCCGAGUCCCUGGAGCAGAUCCUGGUGGACUGCCGGGACACGCUGAAAUAUGGAGUGAGGACAGGUCACCCUCGCUUUUUCAAUCAGCUGUCCACAGGGCUGGACAUCAUCGGAUUGGCGGGGGAGUGGCUGACAUCGACUGCUAACACAAACAUGUUUACUUAUGAAAUUGCUCCUGUUUUUGUUCUCAUGGAACAAAUAACACUUCGAAAGAUGAGAGAGAUUAUUGGAUGGCCAAAUAAGGAUGGAGAUGGAAUAUUCUCACCUGGAGGAGCUAUCUCCAACAUGUACAGCAUAAUGGCUGCACGAUACAAGUAUUUCCCUGAAGUCAAAACCAAAGGCAUGGCUGCAGUCCCUAAGCUGGUUCUUUUUACCUCAGAACAUAGUCACUACUCAAUAAAGAAAGCUGGAGCUGCACUUGGAUUUGGAACAGACAAUGUGAUCUUGAUAAAAUGCAACGAAAGAGGCAAAAUAAUACCGGCUGAUUUGGAGGCAAAAAUUUUGGAAGCAAAACAAAAGGGAUACAUUCCUCUCUUUGUAAAUGCAACUGCAGGCACAACAGUGUAUGGAGCUUUUGAUCCAAUACAGGAGAUUGCAGAUAUAUGUGAAAAAUACAACCUCUGGCUCCAUGUAGAUGCUGCCUGGGGGGGUGGCCUCCUAAUGUCCCGAAAACAUCGUCAUAAAUUGAAUGGAAUAGAAAGAGCCAACUCAGUCACUUGGAAUCCACACAAAAUGAUGGGGGUGUUGUUACAAUGUUCUGCCAUUCUUGUCCGGGAGAAGGGCAUACUUCAAGGCUGCAAUCAAAUGUGUGCAGGGUAUCUCUUCCAGCAAGACAAACAGUAUGAUGUAUCCUAUGACACUGGAGAUAAGGCAAUACAGUGUGGUAGGCAUGUGGACAUCUUCAAAUUCUGGUUGAUGUGGAAGGCAAAGGGUACAGUAGGAUUUGAAAAUCAGAUCAACAAAUGCCUGGAGCUGGCAGAAUAUCUCUAUACUAAAAUCAAAAACAGAGAAGAGUUUGAGAUGGUUUUUGAAGGGGAGCCUGAGCAUACAAAUGUAUGUUUUUGGUAUAUUCCACCAAGUCUCAGGGGUAUGCCAGACUGUGAUGAGAGGAGAGAAAAGUUACACAAGGUGGCACCAAAAAUCAAAGCACUGAUGAUGGAGUCAGGUACUACCAUGGUUGGAUAUCAGCCUCAGGGCGAUAAAGUCAACUUCUUCCGAAUGGUCAUCUCAAACCCAGCAGCAACUAAGUCUGACAUUGACUUCCUUAUUGAGGAAAUAGAGAGAUUGGGGCAGGAACUGUAGUACAGUGGUUGAAUUAUUUAUUUCUCUAAUUCACUGUUUUCCAGCACUGGCUAUUUUUCUUAUCCAGUGCUGCAGCACAUGUUUUAAGGAAAUUCUCUUUCUGUAAGUUCCGAUCUCCUAAGACAUCCUUAAACAAAACAACUAUAGGCUACUGAAACAUAUAUGCAUUGGUAGAUCAUAUUACUGAGGGAAAAUGUAUUAUCUUGCAUUUGAAGUACUAUU